AUGAACUCCAUUCUCUCAGAAGUAGUAGCAGGGGACGAGAGGAAGAAGAAAAUAGAGGGGGAAAAAGCAGUGAACUUUAUAUCCCUGACUUUCCCGACCCUUUUUGCUAGCCGAGUGCUACGAGGAGAUGAAUGGCUCUCCGUCGAGGAGCAGAAACUUCUCUCCGUCGCUUACAAGAACGUGAUUGGCUCCCUCCGCGCCGCCUGGCGUAUUGUGUCCUCGAUCGAGCAGAAAGAGGAAGGCAAGAGGAACGACGAGCUCGUUGUGCUCGUUAAGGAGUACAAGUCCAAAAUCGAGACCGAGCUUUCGGCCGUCUGCGCCGGGGUUCUGGCUAUUCUCGACUUCAAUUUGGUUCCCUCCGCCGCUAGCAGCGAGUCCAAGAUCGCCAGAUCGGAGCUCGAUCGUAGCUCCCUGUCGGUUCGCUAG
This is a messenger RNA of Linum tenue, 426 nucleotides long. The record is from the annotation of a GenBank genome assembly. NCBI's taxonomy places the organism in Eukaryota, Viridiplantae, Streptophyta, Magnoliopsida, Malpighiales, Linaceae.